Molecule: messenger RNA, 429 nt
Organism: Coccidioides immitis RS
Lineage: Eukaryota; Fungi; Ascomycota; Eurotiomycetes; Onygenales; Onygenaceae
Exons: 5
Coding region: 1-429 (142 amino acids)
Source: RefSeq, a predicted model, not a curated record
AUGAAUUCUGAUGGCAGAGGCUCAGCACAGCGUUCCUUGAAAAAGGCGCGAACUCAGGGCACAGUCUCAUCCGCGCAGAUAUCUAUAUCACUUGUAAGAGUUAGCAAUUAUAGCCGCUACAUUCACAGGAGAAUUAACACCACCAUACGCCAGUUGAUACAAAAUACCCUUCAAGAAUUAGCUGAUGUUCAAAAUGUCAACGAAAUGGGCAAGCAAGUCCUCCAAAAACUUAAUUCGGGAUCAAGAGGAGGGGGAACAAGUGGCUUUGGGGAAAAGAUCAGAUAUGUCAACCAUUACAAGAAGAAUAGAAAUAAUUAUAGUCAUGAAGACUUGAGAACAUGUGUGAAGUUGGGCGAGCGACUGAUGCACAGUCAUCACAAGCGGAAGAUAAAAGGCGAGAUAGGUGAUAAUAAAGUAAGAUCAGAGUGA